Ctenocephalides felis (cat flea) is the source of this 2042-nucleotide messenger RNA. RefSeq names its product ZZ-type zinc finger-containing protein 3-like. The record is from RefSeq and is a predicted model, not a curated record. NCBI's taxonomy places the organism in Eukaryota, Metazoa, Arthropoda, Insecta, Siphonaptera, Pulicidae. The transcript has 8 exons. Gene Ontology annotation, molecular function: zinc ion binding. Bases 21 to 2042 code for a protein of 673 amino acids.
UCAUCUAUUAUAUUAUCAUCAUGGAUAAUUCCUUGGACAAGGCAGAGUUUUCUGACAAAGACUCCAAUUCAGUCGAUGAAAGUACUUCUUCACAAGAAAAUUUAUUUUCACAAGAUCCUGAUGAAUUUUUCUUUGAAUCUGACCAUUUAGCUUUGAGAAACAAUAAAGAUUAUCAGAAAUUAUUAAGGGCUUACAUUUUGCUCAGUGCUCAGAAAGAUGAAAUGUUAAAGAAUUAUGAUACACUAAAUGCAGCCCUAACGUUGUCACAAGAAAAACCUGUGGAGUUUGUUAGUUCUUUACGAAGCGGAGAGUUAAAAUUACCUGACAGAAUCACACUGGUUAAUAUUCCACAAAUUGAUCUGCAACAGUACGAGAAUAAAGUUCCUGAGUAUUUAUUAAACAAAGCAAAAAGUAUUUACAACGAUGAUAAACAACAAAGUACAUCUAAUGAAAAAAUCGAUUCUUAUCGCUUGACAGAAAACAGACAUUCUGCAAAAUCUGAUAAAUUGUGGACAGUUGCUGAACAACGCAGAUUGGAAGAAUUAUUAAUUGAAUUUCCUUCAGAAGAAGUUGAAAUGCGUAGAUUUGCAAAAAUAGCAAAAGCUUUAGGUAAUAGGACUACGAAACAAGUGGCAAGUCGAAUACAGAAAUAUUUUAUCAAACUGCAUAAAGCAGGUUUGCCUGUUCCUGGUAGAUUGCCCAGGAUGCGCCCCGGAAAGAGGUCUUUAAAAAAUUCUGUAUUUCAUAAUUCAUUCAGUUUGAUUAAACCUUCGACAUUCUUUCCAACAUUGACAAUACCAAAUGGGUUACAAAGUUUGCACAAUCAGAAUACUCAGAAUGUUAUUGCGCAAGUACCCAAAGAGAUUUCUGAAGUAGAUAAUUACACAGAUGAUGAAGUAACAGAAUCAGACACCAAUUCUGAUGAUUCAACAAAUGAAAACGAUACUAUGACUGUUGAUAAAUAUUCUUUACGUAUUUUGAAAAGGGUUUUAAAAGAUAAACAAAAAGAUGACUCAAGACCUUAUAGUGUACAUGUUAGACACACUUGUGACUUCUGCAAAGAAUCUCCAAUCAUAGGAACUCGUUGGCAUUGCAUGGAUUGUAGAAACCGAUCCAUAGAUUUUUGUUCCGACUGUUUUGUGGCUCAAACUGAAGACUUGGAGAAAGUAACCCAUCCUUUAUCCCAUAACGUUGUUCCUUUCAGAAGCAAAAGUGAUAAUAAAUCUAAAGAUAUAAAGCCUACAAUAAUAAAAGAAGAAACAAUAAAAACUGAUAAUGAUACCGUCACAUUUACUCCAAAAAUAGAAGCUGAUUACUUUGAAUAUUUAACAAAAAAGUUUCAGAACAAGGAAGUCACUUCAGAAACUUUUAUAAAUGAAAUGUUAAGUUUGAAUUUUGGUAAAUGCAAUUUGGUUGUGCAAGAAGACAAAUUAUCAACAGUUAGUGCUCAAGAUUUUUUUAAAGACAAAACAAUAAUGAAUAUUUUCAAACACCCAGAUCUACACAAUAACAUAUUUGUUGAUUGUGAUGAGUCUGUUAAUGUAAAAUUACUAAAAAGUAUUGAUAAGGAUGUUUUAAAUUCAAAUUUGGAUUUGAGUAAACCAAGAGUGAUUUCUGAGCUACUGGAUCAUGAUUAUAGCUUCUCGUGUGAAGAAAUUGAAGUCAAAAAAGAGAAAGUGGACAAAAGUUUUGUAAAUGAUAUUACUCAUGAUGAUAAAAAUGAUUGUGGAGUAAUAAAUGAUGGAGAAGAUUUGUUGCUUUUGAACAAUUAUCAAUUAGUUAAUGAAGAAAUGAUCAAUAUAGGAAGAGAAAAGAAUUAUAAACCAAAAGUGAUUUCUGAGCUGCUGGAUUAUGAUUAUAACUUCUCGUGUGAAGAAAUUGAGGUUAAAAGAGAGAAAGAGGACAAAAGUGUUGAUGAUAAUAUUACUCAUGAUGAUAAAAUUGAUUGUGAAGUAAUAAAUGAUGGAGAUGUGUUGCCUUUGAACAAUAAUCAAAUAAUUAAUGAAGAAAUGAUCAAUAUGGGAAGAGAAGAGCUUGUGUAA